ACGGGAGCGGGAACGCAGGCCCUUCCCGCAGGAGGCCGUUCCCGCAGGAGGCCCCUUCCUUCCCGCAGGAGGCCCCUUUCUCUCGCGGGAGGCCCCUGCCCACGGCCUCCGCCCGCAGACUCCCUCCUGGGCCUGUGGGGCCCCGGCGCACCCACUAGGGGGAUCCUGGCUUCGGUGUUAGGGCCCCCGAGGACGUGCGUAAAACCGGGUGAGGACGCUGCCUACUAGCCACGUCCAUGUGUUGUUCGGAGUUGUCAAGGUCGUGUGACCAACUAAAGGUUCAGAGCCAAGCUGGCCCACUGCGGGCUCUUUAGGCACGCGGCGUGGAGGUGGGCAGGGCGCGGAGGCCACCCUGGGCGGGCAGCAGUCGCCGACCUCCGCUCAGAAGAGGCUGAAGUGCAGCUCGGGUGGAUGUUUUCACACACACACGGAGGACCCGGAGCUGAGAAGGUGCCGGCAUGGCCAGCAUCACCCAGCUGUUCGAUGACCUGUGCGAGGCCCACCUGCCGGCCGCAAAGGCUCACCUGGGGCAGUGUGGCCUGGACCGGAGGAGGGCAAAGCAGAGCCUCAAGAAGGUGGCCUACAAUAUGCUUUUCACAAAUCUCUUUCAAGAUGAGACUCAUAAGCUGCAGCCUGACCUCCCUAAACUCCCGGUGAAGAACAAGAUCCUCCUGCUAUCCUUCAACUUGAGAGUAGGCGGCCUGGGCCCUGAGGCUGAUCGUUUGGAGGACCUUGUGGAGGAGCUCGAAGGUGCCACUUGGUGUCCGCUUGUGGAAGUGUUGUCUGUUUUGGACCUCCUAGUUCAGCUUGCAGGGAGCGGCCCCCCUCAAGUACUGCCCCGAAAACGGGACUACUUCUUUAACAACAAGCAUGUGGGGAGGAAUGGUCCAUACAGUGGCUACGACUGCUAUGACUUGAGUGUGUUUGAGAUGGACGUUCAGUCCAUGAUUGCCAGAGAGGAGUAUUUGUGUCACGAUAUGGUUCAGAAAACACUCCAGGUGAUGGAGGCUGCGCCAGGCACCGGCCUGCUCACCUUUGGGCGCUUCUCAUCUGGUGACUCUUGCGACAAGUUUGAAAGAGACACCCGGACCUCCCUCUUCGGUGCCCUUGUGCACAGCCGCACGUUCGACAUGGAUGUCCGGCUGGACCUGCCCCCCGUGCCAGACAGUGCGGACCUGUCUGGACUCGCCAUUAAAGUUCCUCAGAGCGUGGAUCAGUCGGAAGAUGAAGGGUUCCAGUCGGCGUCUAAUUUGACUCCUGACUCCCAGUCUGAACCAAGCAUGACCCCGGACCUGGACCUUUGGGAGGCUGUGCUCACCUACGAGGCCAGCAAGCGGCGGUGCUGGGAGAGAGUUGGGUGCCCCCCUGGCCACAGAGAGGAGCCCUACCUCACCGAGGCGGGAAGAGACGCCUUUGACAGGUUCUGCAGACUCUGCGAGGAGGGGCUACAGGUCGUUGGUGGCAGCCUCCUCCCGGCCCCGCAGCGCGUCCUGGUGAGAGAGUGUGAGCUUGUGAAGGACACGCUGAACGUUCUCAUUGGGGUUGUAUCCGCCACAUUCUCACUCAGCCAGUCAGCACAGGCCUUCGUGGUCAAGCCGGGUGUGUACGUGUCAGGGACGUCCCCUGAGAGCAUGCAUAGUCUCCUGUCAGAGGUGGCCGCGUGCGGGACCUACUAUGUGCGCCUGAGCCGCUUCUCUCUGCAGCCAGUGCUGGACACCACCUGUAGCAAGGGUCUUGUGUUUCAGGCCUUCACCAGCGGCCUGAGACGGUAUCUGCAGUACUACCGGGCCUGUGUGCUCUCUACCCCGGCCACCCUCAGCCUGCUGGCCAUCGGCUUUCUCUUCAAGAAGCUGGGCCGGCAGCUCAGGUACCUGGCCGAGCUGUGUGGUGUCGGCACCGGGCUCCCGGGGACCGCCGGUGGAGGGCCCAGGACUGCAUUCCCAACGGGCGUGAAGCUGCUCUCCUACCUGUACCAGGAGGCCCUGGACAACUGCAGCAACGAGCACUACCCGGUCCUGCUGUCCCUGCUCAAGACCAGCUGUGAGCCCUACACGCGGUUUAUCCAUGACUGGGUGUACAGCGGGCUCUUUCGGGACAUCUACGGCGAGUUCAUGAUCCAGGUGAAUCACGACUACCUUGGCUUCAGAGAUAAGUUUUACUGGACCCACGGCUACAUGCUCAUUUCUGAAGAGGUAGAGGACUGCGUCCCCGUGUUCUUGAGGCACAUUGCCAAUGACGUGUACGUCUGCGGGAAGACUAUCAACCUGUUGAAGCUCUGCUGCCCCCGGCAUUACCUGUGUUGGUCUGAUGUCCCUGUCCCUCGGAUCUCGGUGAUCUUCUCUCUCGAGGAGCUGAAGGAGAUUGAGAAGGACUGUGCCGUGUACGUGGGGCGGAUGGAAAGGGUGGCACGCUACAGCUCAGUCAGCAAGGAGGAGAAGGAACUACGUGUGGAAAUAGCAAAACAGGAACUGAUUGUCCACGCCCGAGAGGCAGCAUCCAGGGUUCUGAGCACCCUGAGUGACCGGCAGGUGUCUGAGCGAGCGGCCUUGGAUGCCCGGAAGCGAGAACAGUUUCAGAGGCUGAAGGAGCAGUUUGUGCGAGACCAGGAGCGACGCCUGGCGGCCAGACAGGAAGAGGCCGACGAAGACUUCAGCUACGCCCGAGAGCUCCGAGAGAGGGAGAAGCGGCUGCAGGCCUUGGAAGAGGAGCUGGAGCGGAGGACGAGGCAGGCGCUGGUCGAACGCUACAGCCGGCUGUCAGCUGAGGCCGCGUGCCGGGAGCAGAAGGCGCUCUGGGGGCUGCAGAGGCGCAGGCUGGACGAGGUGCGACGCUGCUUCCUCCUGGCAGACCAGAAACGCCAGCAGGAGCUGCUGAAGGAUGUGUCUGAGGGGGCGUGCCCACAGCUGCUGGAUGAGGUCCCGUGUGCUGAGCGGUUACCUGGGAUAGGGGUGGCGCUUCCCCAGGCCCUGUCCCCAGAUGUGGAGCCCCCAGGUGGAAGCCAAAGCCAUGAUUCCUUACCUGUGGAGGAGCACGGGGUGGUCCCAACACCCUGGCCCCCGGGGUCCCCCGCCACAGGGGCCGAGCCUUUCUCUGCUGGCACCAGCAUACGAGACUUCCUGCCCACGGAGCUGGGGCUGGAGCAGCCUGCAGAGCCCAACAUGGCCUCUGUUGCGGGGAAUGCCCCUCUCUUGCGUGAAGCCCCUGUUUUGGGGGAGGCCCCUUUCCCAGGGGAGGCCCCUCUGCUGGAGCAGGCGUUGUGUACCAUCAGCUCAGACCUACCUUCCUUGACUCCAGGGGAGGUGCCCACAUUGGCUGGCACACAGCCCUCCCAGGUGCAAGAGUAUGAUUUUAGUACCAUCCUGAGGCCAGCUGUGGCUGCCUUGGUCUCUCCAGGAUCCCUCCAGGCUCUAGAGGGCGACUCAGGCAGCAAGGGACCACAGCUGCGAUGGGACACUGACACAAAGCUGGAUGCCCGGGUCCCUGAAGUUCUGGCGGGUCAGCCUCACCUGCCCUUGCCAAGGCCUGCUGAGGAGGAGAACAGUGGGCCCCAAGAUCAGCCUCUUAGGCACGUGUCUGAAGGCAGGGUUUCAUCAGUGGGUCAUGCUUCUCAAACAGCUCCCUCCCGGCCACGGUGGAGUGUCCAUGGCCACGUGUCUGAUGCCAACAUCAAGAUUGGGGAGAAUGUCUCAGAUAUGGCUCCCUUACAGCCACGGUGGAACAUCCAUGGCCACACGUCUGAUGCCAACGUCAGGGUUGGAGAGAAUGUCUCAGACGUGGCCCCCUCCCGGCCACAGUGGAGUGUCCAUGGCCACGUGUCUGAUGCCAACAUCAGGGUUGGGGAGAAUGUCUCAGACGUGGCCCCCUCCCGGCCACGGUGGAGUGUCCAUGGCCAUGUGUCAGAUGCCAACAUCAGGGUUGGAGAGAAUGUCUCAGACGUGGCCUCCUCCCGGCCACGGUGGAGCAUCCACGGCCAUGUGUCAGAUGCCAACAUCAGGGUUGGGGAAAACAUCUCAGACGUGGCCCCCUCCCGGCCACGGUGGAGUGUCCACGGCCACGUGUCAGAUGCCAACAUCAGGGUUGGAGAGAAUGUCUCAGAUGUGGUCCCCUCCCGGCCACGGUGGAGCGUCCAUGGCCACGUGUCAGAUUCCAGCUUCAGGGUUGGGGAAAAUGUCUCAGACGUGGCCCCCUCCCGGCCACGGUGGAACAUCCGUGGCCAUGUGUCCGAUGCCAGGGUCAGGAUUGGGGAGAAUAUCUCAGACGUGGCCCCCUCCCAGCCACAGUGGAGUGUUCACGCUUCCCAGUCCCAUACUGGGCUGGGAGUGCUCUUGGAGGAAGCCGAACCCGAGAAGUCUGGGCCUCACCUGAGCCCCUCUGGCCACGUGGUCCAGUCAGACCAGGGAGCACAGAGCACCUCCCUGGAGCAUCCGCCUGCAGAGACCACACCAGGGCCCUUGGGCCUCUCCCUGGCUCAGGUGGCCACCUUGGGCAGUGCAGAGGAGGGUGGUUUCCAGGCUGAGCUCUGUACCGCGGCUAGGCCUGGAGCCCCUGAGGAGCAUGGUUCUGAGGGCUCCAGGAGCAGUGGCAACAGCAGCACCGCCUCUCCAGGUCAGCCCUCGAGUCCACAGGCAGGUGAGGCCAGGGAGGAAUGGGCCUACCUAGAAGGCCUGGCAGCACAGUACCAUCUGGAGCAGUAUCCCGACAGCUACGAGGCCAUGUCAGAGCCUCCAGCCGCCCACCUCCUGCCCCAUGUGCUGCCCCGCUCCUUCUCCUUCCCUGUGGACCCCCAGGCCCAGCCCGGCACAGAUGAGACCGCAGUGCAGCUGAGCGAGCUGCUGACCCUGCCAGUGCUCCUGAAGCAUUCCAUCUCUGCCCCGCUGACUGCCCAUGUCUCCCUGGUGAACAAGGCCGCUGUGGACUACUUCUUCGUGGAGCUGCACCUUGAGACGCACCUGGAGGCGCUGCGGCACUUUGUCCUGAUGGAGGAUGGCGAGUUUGCCCAGUCCCUCAGUGACCUGCUCUUUGAGAAGCUGGGGUCGGGGCAGAUGCCUGGGGAACUCCUCAGCCCACUGGCCCUGGGGUCUGUGCUGAGCAAGGCCCUGCAGUACAGCCUCCAUGGGGACAGCCCCCUCGCUGCUAACCUCUCCUUCGCCCUCAAGUUCCUGCCUGAGGUGUUCAGCCCCAACGCCCCCGACGUGCUGAGCUGCCUGGAGCUCAGGUACAAGGUCGACUGGCCCCUCAACAUUGUAAUCACCGAGAGCUGCUUGAGCAAGUACGGCCGCAUCUUCUCCUUCCUGCUGCAGCUCAAGCUCAUGAUGUGGACGCUUAAGGACAUCUGCGGCCACCUCAAGCGCUCGGCACUGGUGAGCCGGGUGGCAGGCUCCGUGCAGUUCCGGCAGCUGCAGCUGUUCAAGCACGAGAUGCAACACUUUGUGAAGGUCACCCAGGGCUACAUUGCCAGCCAAAUCCUGCACGUCACCUGGUGUGAGUUCAGGAACAAGCUGGCCACUGUGAGCACCCUGGAGGAGGUCCAGCGGGCCCACGCCGAGUACCUCAACAAGGCUGUCUUCCGGGGCCUGCUGACAGAGAAGGCUGCGCCCGUCAUGAAUGUCAUCCACAGCAUCUUUAGCCUUGUCCUCAAGUUCCGCAGCCAGCUCAUCUCCCAGGCCUGGGGCCCCACCGCCCACCCCCGGGGUGCUGAGCACCCCAACUUUGCCCUUAUGCAGCAGUCAUACAACACCUUCAAGUACUAUUCCCACUUCCUUUUCAAAGUGGUGACAAAGCUGGUGAACCGUGGCUACCAGCCACACCUGGAGGACUUCCUGCUGCGUAUCAACUUCAACAACUACUACCAGGACGCCUGAUGGGCCAGCCCAGCCUCCCCGCACCACACAGGAACCCUGAGGAAACCAGGUUUAUUGGGGCUGGGGACCAGGCUUGUCUGCAGGGGCUUAUUCCUGCCUCCUGUGGCUGGGCCAGCUUGUCCACCAAGAGCCAGCACGGCGCUGGUCACUUGUACAGAGUGAGGUGGGGCUUCCACGUCCCACCCUGGGGCUGUCCAUCCAUCUCCAAGGAGCAGGCAGCAUGGGGCUGGGCACACUGCAGAGUCGACAUCAGACAGAGACGGGUCAGGCCUGACUGGACGUCUCUGCCGCCAUGGAGAGACAGUGUCUCAGGACACGGCAGCACAGGUGCCAGCAGCUCUUGGGCUGUGCCCAAGGUGUUACGAGGAUCACGUCACACAGAGCUCAGCUGCCCAGGGCGGGGGUCUGCUGCUGUAGGAGCGUUGCAGGCCGACUGCCCCUGCGGCCUCCCCGAGCUCCAAGGCCUCCGUAGGCUCCUCCUCCCGGGAGUAAGGGGCCUCCAGCAGCUUCAGCACCCGCCGGACCUGCAGGGCAGCAGAGUGAGGGCUGUCCAUGGCCUGGGCCAAGCGCUCAGCAUGUCCCCACCACAGGAAGCAAGCAGGCCAUGUCCCACUUGCCUCUGAGAAGUCCCCGUUCUCGGCGGCAUCGAUGGCUGUCUGGGCGAUGUAGUUCCGCAGCACGUACUUAGGGUUGUUGGCGUGCAUGACCCGCAUGUGCUCUGCCUGCCAGGCCUUGGGCUCUCCAGCCCCUUCUGCAUCCUUCUCCAGGCGUGCGCUGACCACAGUAGGCUCGUCAGGUGCAGCUGGCACCCUCACCUGUGCCCCACCCCUCCCUGGUACCCAAGGCAGGUGUGGCCUCCUCACCUGUAGUCCUGGAGCCACUCUGUCCAGUGGGUGCGGUUCCUCGCCUGCAGCUCGGCCGGGCUCAGCUGCUCCAGCUGCGAGUGCUGCUCUAUGCGUUCCAGCUCACGAGCCACGCUGGCCCGGCUGCCCACAAGCCCCAGCAGCUGCGGGUUCGACUGUGCCAGCAUCAGCAUCAGUGAGAGCUGCCUGUAGGGAGUGGGGCAUGAGCAGGGUCCCUCUCACCUUGGAGCAGCAGGCCCCCGGGUGUGCGGAAGGUGGUGCGGGGUCACCUGGGCCCCGGAAAGGCCAAGGGUGGCAACACCAUUGUGUCCUAGCAGGAUACUGACAGCGUCCUGGGAAAUUCUGAGCACAACACCUGGAGGAAGGUCACUGCUGGAAGAGCCGUGGCCUGGACCCCUUCCUGGUCUGAGCCCCACCCAGCCUUCACACUCACUUCCCCGUGGUCCUGUAAUAAACCCUUCUGCCUGGC
This is a messenger RNA of Loxodonta africana (African savanna elephant), 7193 nucleotides long. It is a transcript of the gene TUBGCP6, whose product is annotated as tubulin gamma complex component 6. NCBI's taxonomy places the organism in Eukaryota, Metazoa, Chordata, Mammalia, Proboscidea, Elephantidae. Gene Ontology annotation, molecular function: gamma-tubulin binding; microtubule minus-end binding. The coding region runs from base 459 to 5861 and encodes 1800 amino acids. Gene Ontology annotation, cellular component: spindle pole; centrosome; equatorial microtubule organizing center. Gene Ontology annotation, biological process: microtubule nucleation; spindle assembly; meiotic cell cycle. The record is from RefSeq and is a predicted model, not a curated record. The transcript has 26 exons.